CGCCCCACGUUCUUCAUUUCUCCUUCUUAACGUCAGUAUAGUUUCAUGGAAGCCCGUGCGAUUGCGCUCUGAAAGCACAAUGGCCGCGUAAUUGUUUGCAGCAGACUGACAGCCGCAAACUCCGCAGUGCAUCAACGCAGUGCACUGAUUUUCAACUAUAUUUCUAUCAAAAUGGCGUCCUUUGUGACAUUCCCCAGCACUGCUGUAGCAGACAGCAUAGAGGAAACGUUUGACUUUCACCAGAUCCGAGAUCUCCUGAUCCUGCGUGUGACCCACAGCCAUGUCACUAAUGAGCUCACAGUUUGGCCCAGACGAUAUGGAGGCCCUGUUCUGGGGGCCUUCGAUUCUGACGGCUGACCCAAUCCAGUCCCUACUGGACACUGAUGAAAUGAUUGCCUCCCGGCCAGAGGAAGCAUCUUCUUCGCCCCUCUCUUCUCUUUCUUCACCUUCUUCUCAGUUCUCCUCUCUCUCCCCUCCAUCCUCCCCUACUCCUCCGUUGCCGGAUGACAAAGUGGGCGGAGACUUGCUGCCCCUCCCUUGGGUGGCUGCAAACCAGUUGAGCCAUGCCCAUAUAGAUUCAGGUGACACAAAAGAGGACGCAUUCUCUGGUAUGGACUGGAUGGCUGAGACGAUGGACCUGAAUGAUUUUGAUCUGGACUCUUUCAUCACCUCCUGUGACCCUGAAGACUCCCCCAGCUCCCCAGAGGAGCUUGUCAACACCCUGGACUCCCUCGAAUCCCUCCCCGAUCCUGUCAUCGAUGCUGCCACUCCAAAUCUUGAUGCCACCACUCUCCCUACUCUGGUCCCAGAGGCUCAGGCGGAGCUGGAAAUCAAGAUGGAGCCCCCUUCUCCGGUUCCCUCCCCAUCUGUGCUACCCCCAACCUCCCCAGACUCCACCCUGGAGCUGGGCAGUGAGGUGGACAUCUCAGAGGUGGAGAAGCCCAUUCCGGUGGAGUUGCCGCAGGUGUCCAGGAUCGUGCUUACCCUCUCUCCGACUCGCAUCGUCCUGCUCCUUGCCCCCCCAAAACAGGAGGUGGGCAUCACCCCAGCCCCUUCCUGCGCCAUGGACCUCUCCAGCAGUGGCAGUGACACAUAUUUGACCUCGAAAGCCUACCAGGUCAACUCCAGUCGAACCCAACCCUACCCCGCCCCGAGUUGCGCUACCAGGCUCAAACCCAGCCCAGAUUUGGUGGUGGUUCCGGUGGCCUCCGGAGGAGGAGGAGGGUCCAAAGCCCGGACAAGAGUGCUGGAGAAGAAGCAACGAAAGAUGGAGCAGAACAAGACGGCGGCGACGCGGUACCGCCAGAAGAAGCGGGUCGAACAGGAGUCCAUUCAGACAGUGUGUGACAAGCUAGAAGAGAGAAAUCGGGAGCUAAGCGAAAGGGCAGAUUCCAUCGCCAAGGAGAUCCAGUAUUUGAAAGAGCUCAUGGAGGAGGUGCGGCAACGGAAGGCCCUGACCUAAGGGAAAGGGCAGCAAGUUUUAGUGUGGUGUGAAGUGUAGGAUUAGGAUGGCAGACGCUGGUAGUGGAAACCUAAAGACUGGUAACAGAAAAGUUUUCGAAGUACGAGGAGGAGGAAAGGAAGUUGACUAAUGUGUCCUAUUAUGUCAUGAUGCAUCAUUUCAUUAUUUGUAUAGACUUUGUGAAGAUGAGCAUCCUGUUCCCUAAUGCAUGUCAGUCACAGCAGUAAAUUAGAUGUUUCUCAGUAGUACUAUUAUCAGUAUGAAAAUGAUUGACCUAAGUAAUUCUUAUCUUGGACCUGUAGCACAGUAUUACAUUCAGUUGUAUGUUGUAUCUUGGGAAUUUAAUCUAUAGGAUUAAUAUCAAGAUCAUUUUGAAAAUUAUGUAAAUCCUAUAACAAUAUACCAGGUCUUUUGCUUUAAACAGACACUAUAAGGUUUUUCGUGUAUUCAAGUAUGUAUUUUAUGAAAUCACAGAAUAACAGCUACAGAAAGCCACACAUUAUGUAGUGACCAAUGAUUACAUUUUUCUACCUGUUCCCCAUAUAUGUACAUAAUAGCACAAUACAAGCCCUUGAUGAGUCCAAACUAGUUGUCUUGUUGAGAAUGUAGUGUAUAGUAUUCUAUUUACUGACCUUCAUGUAUCCUGAAACGAUCUUUUGUCAUAUCUUGUACUGUUGAACUUAGUGUUCAAUAAACUUUUAACCUAC
Molecule: messenger RNA, 2169 nt
Organism: Clupea harengus (Atlantic herring)
Lineage: Eukaryota; Metazoa; Chordata; Actinopteri; Clupeiformes; Clupeidae
Gene: atf4b
Product: activating transcription factor 4b
Biological process (GO): regulation of transcription by RNA polymerase II
Cellular component (GO): ATF4-CREB1 transcription factor complex; ATF1-ATF4 transcription factor complex; nucleus
Molecular function (GO): RNA polymerase II transcription regulatory region sequence-specific DNA binding; DNA-binding transcription activator activity, RNA polymerase II-specific
Source: RefSeq, a predicted model, not a curated record